AUGGGGAGAGGAAGGGUGCAAUUGAAGAGAAUUGAGAACAAGAUCAAUAGGCAAGUGACAUUUUCAAAGAGAAGAUGUGGUUUACUCAAGAAAGCUCAUGAGAUCUCUGUGCUUUGUGAUGCUGAAGUUGCUCUUAUUGUCUUCUCCAACAAAGGAAAACUCUAUGAAUAUUCAAGCGACCCCUGUAUGGAAAGAAUUCUAGAACGAUAUGAAAGGUAUUCAUAUGCGGAGAGGCAACUUGUUCCAAAUGAUCAGCCACAAAAUGAAAAUUGGAUUAUAGAACAUGCAAAGUUGAAGGCAAGGUUGGAAGUCAUACAGAAGAAUCAAAGGAAUUUUAUGGGUGAAGAACUUGAUGGCUUAAGUAUGAAAGACCUUCAGAAUUUGGAGCAUCAGCUUGAUUCAGCUCUCAAACAGAUUAGAUCAAGGAAGAACCAAGUUGUGUAUGAAUCCAUUUCAGAGCUUCAAAAAAAGGAUAAAGCCCUUCAAGAAAAAAACAACCUGCUCACAAAAAAGAUAAAGGAGAAAGAGAAGGCACUAGCCCAACUUGAGCUACAGAAUGAUGAUAUGGAACUAGCCUCUGCUGCACUUGUACCUCAAUCAUUGGAGACAUUUAAUAUUGGAUGCUCCCCUCAAGAUAGAGGUGAUGAUGAAGGAAGCCAAGCUAGAGCUAAUGCCCUUCUUCCACCAUGGAUGCUUCGUCCUAUAAAUGACUAG
This is a messenger RNA of Vicia faba (fava bean), 714 nucleotides long. The record is from the annotation of a GenBank genome assembly. NCBI's taxonomy places the organism in Eukaryota, Viridiplantae, Streptophyta, Magnoliopsida, Fabales, Fabaceae.